Messenger RNA from Plasmodium gaboni, 3048 nucleotides. RefSeq lists its product as hypothetical. The coding region runs from base 1 to 3048 and encodes 1015 amino acids. The transcript has a single exon. The record is from RefSeq and is a predicted model, not a curated record. NCBI's taxonomy places the organism in Eukaryota, Apicomplexa, Aconoidasida, Haemosporida, Plasmodiidae.
AUGAUAACGAAUACUUACAAGAAGCACAAGAAGCUUUGUCUAAGUAUGCAUUAUAAUAAAGGCCCCGUUUCAAGUAGGAGGCAUAACAAUUAUUAUGGAUAUAACAAAUAUAAGAAUUAUUAUAAUUAUUAUAAAUUGUAUAAUUAUAAUAAGAUGACGAAUGAUGAAUAUGAAGAAAUACAAGACGUAGAAAAUAUGGGAGGUGGAAUAGGAAUACGUGGAUCCGGUUAUAGAAAUGUAUCCUCAUUAAAUGAUACAUAUUGUAAGGGGAAGCCUACAUAUAAGUAUGUUGAUCAAAAGGAUUGUAAGAACUUACUAAGAGGAAAGAAAAAGAAUCACACAAGUGAUGAUAGCAGUAUUAUUAAUAAUAAAAAUGGUAAUGAAAAAAAGAAAAUCAUCAAAAUAUUAAAGAGACCUACUGAAGAGGAAAUGAAAAAGGAGAAGAAAAUAAAUAGUAAGGAACAAAAGAAUUAUGAUAAUAAAAAAGACGAAAAAAGUAAUAGUGGUAAGGAUGAAAAUAAUGUUGAAUCGAAACAGUCAAAGGAAGGAGAAGAAGUAGAAGUACAUUGUGAAAGAUAUCUUGGAAGAGAUUAUGUAGAAGGGGAUAAAAAAAAGGAACAACAAAAGAAAAAAAAGAAAAAAGAAAAGAAAAAGGAAGGGUCGCAAGAUAUAGAAGAAAAAGAAGAUAAGCAAAAGAAAGAAAGGAAAGAGAAGAAGUUGAAAAAAAAGGCAAAGGAGGAAAAGUCCAAGAAAGAUAAUAAAACAAUAGCUAAAACGAAGAAAUCAAAGGAUCAAUUUAAAUUUUCAUCUACACAAGAAUUAUUUAAUUUAUUAUUGAAGGAUGUGAAGAAGGAGGAGGAUUUCUUAGAAGCCAUAAAUGAGCCUGAAGAAAAAGACGAAAAGAAGAAGCAAAAGAAGGAAGGAGUAGAGGCAAGUAUAAAAGAAAAGAGAAAUGUAAUUGAUAAGAUAAGUAGUAAAAUUGGAAAGUUGAAUAAUAAAUAUGAGGCAAAUAAAACUGUAGGGGAGGUGAGAAAGAAAGAUGAUGUUAAUGUGAUAUCGAAGGAGAAUGAAAGGAUGAUAAAAAAUAAGAGCAUUACACCUAAUGGUAGUAAUAAUAAUAAUAAUAAUAAUAAAAAUAAUAAUAAUUGUGAUGAUGAGGUUGUAGGAAGAACAAGCACAGAUGUAUAUCAUAAAGGAUGCAUAUCUCAUUUAAACAACAACCAUUUAAAUAGUAGUGGUAAUAGUACUUAUCUUAACCAUGUUGAUAAUAAGGAGAGCGUAGAUAAAGUUUACGUAGAUGCUAUGAUUAAUUAUCACAAUAACAUGAAUGUAAAUAAUUAUUCGCAUAUGAUGAAUAUGACAUGUAAUAAUAAUAAUAAUAAUAAUAAUAAUAAUAAUCGUAGUAGUGGUAAUAAUAAUGAUGUGAUGAAGAAUGGAAAGAAAGAUGCUAUGUGGAAAGAAUACGUACAUUUAAAAAAUAAGAGGAGCAAGCAUAAAAAUUACAAUACCACACAUAAUAACAAUCAUAAUAAUAGUAGUAAUAUGGAAAAGAUGAACAUGAAUAAUAUGAAUAAUAUGAAUACAAAUUUGAAUAAUAAUAACAAGAAACAGACAUCGAAGAUUAUGAAGAAUCUAGAAAAAAAAUGUCAUAGUAAGUUUGCAACUGUGUUGUUAGGAGGAAAGAAGUUAGAGCAGAAGCAUGAUGAAAUAGGGCGUGUAGUACAAAAUGAAGAAGAGGAUGAGGAAGCAAGAAAAAUAAAUAUGAGAAUAGGAAAUGUAAAUUAUAUGAUGAAAUAUGGUCCAUCAGAUAAAAUUAUAUUAAAUGGAAUGAAUGAAUCCAAAAAAAAUGACAACAUUGAUAUGAGUGAUAAUGUAAAUUUAAGUGUUAAUAACAUGAAUAAUGUCAGUCCUAGGACCAAACCCGGAUCUGUAUCAGGAGCUGUUCCAGGUAUAGUUUCCCCUCCAAACGUUAUAAAUUACAAUUCGAAAGCGGAUGUGUCGAAUAACAACAAAACGAUUAACAUAAAAAAGGAAGAAGAGGCUGGUCAAUUUGUGAUACCUUUAUAUAUGAGAUCACCUAAGCCUGAACAAAUUCCAAUACCUCUUUAUUUCUCAGAGGGAGAAAAUAUGAUACUGCCAAAGGAGGACUUGAGUCUUGAUGAGAAGAAGCUUAUGAAAGUGGCCGUUAAUAAUGAAAUGAAUGAUAAUAUGAUGGGUUAUUCAAAUGGUACAAUAUGUAACAAUAACAAUAUGAAUAAUAUUAAUAUGAAUAAUAACAAUAUGAAUAAUAUUAAUAUGAAUAAUAACAAUAUGAAUAAUAUUAAUAUGAAUAAUAACAAUAUGAAUAAUAACAAUAUGAACAAUAUGAAUAAUAACAAUGUGAACAAUAUGAAUAAUAUGGUUACAAUGAACCCGUUGAGUAGUUUCAGCUACAAUCUAAAUGACACAAACAACAAUUUAUUGAACGACCCGCUGAACAACCACGUAAGGAUGUUUAAAGAAAAGCUUGCCAAUGCACAAUAUGUGAAGACCAAAAAUUAUACAAGGAAUUUAAAGGAAUAUCUAUAUAUGAACAUGCCGAAAGAUAAGAAUCCUUUAAAUUAUUCGAAGAAAAAGAAAAAGACUUUCUUAAAUAGGAAUUAUGUAACAUUUAAUGCGGAAGUAAAUAACCAUGGAAAGAUGAUGGGAGUAAACCAUGAUAUGGCAAAAAGUGCAGAUAGGAAUAACAUGAAGAGUGUAAAUGGUAGUAUAUAUAAUAAUAAUAAUAUGAAUAAUAUGAACAAUGUGAACAAUGUGAACAAUGUGAACAAUAUUAACCAUAGUAGUAGUAAUAAUAAUAAUAUUAGUAAUGGUAUGCAUUCCUUUCAUAUGAUGAAGGCAUCCUAUUAUAAUGGUUGCAACUUGAACAAGGGAGGACGGUAUUUUAAGGUGGACAAAUAUUUUUAUAGUAGAAAGUAUAAAGUUAGAACUCAUUAUGGUGAUAACAAUGGUCAUCAUAAGUACAGGCACUUUCAAUUUUUGAAGGAUAUAAAGAUAGCAGUAUAUUGA